CUGGCUUGACUACGGAGAAGCGAAUGACGGCUCACUUGACCGCAGUCUCUGAAGGCUGUUCCAGCGUUACACCAGUGAAAGGAAGGAUCUUACCAAGGAAGGAUCCUUGACUUUGGAAUACGGCCACAGUCUGUACUUUUACAACUCUGUUCAGUCUCGGGGUCCUCCUAACCAUAGACUGUACAUAAAUAACGCUGAGGCUACGCUGAGCUGUUCCGUACUAUAGGAAGACACCACGUUACGUAUUACCAGACAUUCCCCUGCUUCUUCUACACAUCUGAGCAAUAAUGGCAAUGAAACAUGCCAAGCCCAACUUCAGCCAGUCUCAGGUGGUUGAGAUGGUGGAGAGGCUCUUCAGACUGACGCCAUCUGAAAUCCGCUCCCUGCCGAGCUACGACGACCAGAACUUCUAUGUGGCGGCCAUGGAGGGUGGCGAGUACGUCCUGAAGAUAAUGAACUCAGAAGACAGUAAGAAUUCCAGCCUGGUUGAGGUGCAAACAUAUGCCAUGUCCUACCUGCACCAGAAUGGACUUCCAGCUCAAACAGCCCUGCCCAACACCUCAGGACAGCUCCUGAGCCUGGAGGAAACAGAUUGUGGCUAUGGCUGUCAAGAGUACCUGGUGCGACUGCUAACUUAUUUGCCUGGAACCACUAUUUCCAAGGUUCCUCUAACACCACAGUUACUGUAUGAAACCGGCAAGACGGCAGCCAGAAUGGACUUGAUCCUAAAAGAGAUGGAGCAUCAUCAUCUCAGUGAGCUGCAGAGAGAGAACUUCUUAUGGAGUCUGUCAAAUGUUCUCCUCCUGGAGAAGUACAUCCAUGUCUUAGAUGGAGAUCCUCUUAAUAAGGUUGUGAAGUCUGUCCUCCAUCAGUACCAGACCUCUGUGGUCCCUCAGCGCUCCAAUUUCCGCAAAUGCAUUAACCACGGUGACUUCAAUGACCUCAAUGUGCUCGUACAACCCGAUGACAGCGACGGCUACAGGAUUUCUGGCAUCCUUGACUUCGGGGACAUGAACAGUGGCUACUACAUCCAUGAGCUCGCCAUCACGAUCAUGUACAUGAUGACAGAGCAUCCUAAUCCCAUAGAGGUGGGUGGACCUGUCCUCGCAGGCUGGGAAAGUGUCCUUCCCCUCAGCGAGGCAGAGAAAGAGUGUCUCUACGUGCUUGUGCUGUCCCGCUUCUGCCAGUCGUUGGUUAUAGCUCGUUACUCCGUGACCUUGCAUCCGGAGAACGCAGAGUAUCUGAUGAUUACAACCAAGAAGGGCGUCCACAUUCUCCAAAACCUCUGGGAGCUGGGAAAGGAGCAGGUGGAGAAGGUGUGGUUUCAGAGUGCUGCUCAAUUCAGUGACAAAAAGUGAAAAAUAUGUAAAGCGAGCCAGACAAAAUGUUUAAUGCAAACAUGUAAACAGGGUAAUUCCACUGAGCCAUGAAAAUGACAUGCAGACAUUUUGUAAUAGAAUACUGCACUCUGAAUGAUAUUAAUUAUGAUGUAUCAUUUUAACUUUCUCUUAAUCAUGUUUAUAAAAUCCACCAUUUGCUUCCUGCAAUUGCAUGAUUCAUGCAGGUUGGAGGUUGUAUCUUCAUGAAUAAAAUGCUCUUUUGUAUUUCAAAAUAAAUGUCCAAAAUCUAAGAUUGUUAAGGUAGCAAACAACUAUAAACAGGAAGUAGUGGUACUCUAUAGGAGACAUGAAUUGCACUGUAAAAGCAAUAAUAGUGAUCAAAUUGUACAAAGAAAAAGGUAAGCAUUUAUGAAAAAGUACUGUAAAAAGGCCAUGAACCGUCAUGAUUCUGAUGUAAUAACUGCUCAGUUAUGGUUGUCAUAAAUCAUGAGGGUUUAUACAAUCCAGUGGACUUUGUUUACAAGCCAUUUUUUUGGAUGAUACUGUCAUAACUGUGACAUGACACGGUAAUGACACAUAAAUACUAAAAGAAACAUGUCUGUCAUGAUUGAAUAUCUGUCAAAAGCCAUUACUUUUGUGCCUUCUUUAUCUCGUGCACUAGUCGACCCAAAAUGCCACCAUGAUGCCGAAUCCCCAGCCAGUAAUACCACUCAAUCAUCUUUAGGUGUAUUUUGAGUGAUUCUUUUGAUCUAUUGCCUCUCAGGCGCCAUAUUUGUUGUUUGUAUG
This is a messenger RNA of Centropristis striata (black sea bass), 2126 nucleotides long. RefSeq names its product hydroxylysine kinase-like. The transcript has 5 exons. Bases 288 to 1358 code for a protein of 356 amino acids. Gene Ontology annotation, molecular function: amino acid kinase activity. The record is from RefSeq and is a predicted model, not a curated record. Lineage: Eukaryota; Metazoa; Chordata; Actinopteri; Perciformes; Serranidae.